Messenger RNA from Procambarus clarkii (red swamp crayfish), 1137 nucleotides. NCBI's taxonomy places the organism in Eukaryota, Metazoa, Arthropoda, Malacostraca, Decapoda, Cambaridae. The record is from RefSeq and is a predicted model, not a curated record.
AUGAUCAUCACAAAGAGAGAGCGAGCGAAGGGCCCGCAAGGAGAGCGCGAGCGAAGGGCCCGCAAGGAGAGCGCGAGCGAAGGGCCCGCAAGGAGAGCGCGAGCGAAGGGCCCGCAAGGAGAGCGCGAGCGAAGGGCCCGCAAUGAUCGAGAGCGCGAGCGAAGGGCUCGCAAUGAUCGAGAGCGCGAGCGAAGGGCUCGCAAUGAUCGAGAGCGCGAGCGAAGGGCGCGCAAUGUUCGAGAGCGCGAGCGAAGGGCCCGCAAACAGAGCGCGAGCGAAGGGCCCGCAAACAGAGCGCGAGCGAAGGGCCCGCAAACAGAGCGCGAGCGAAGGGCCCGCAAACAGAGCGCGAGCGAAGGGCCCGCAAACAGAGCGCGAGCGAAGGGCCCGCAAACAGAGCGCGAGCGAAGGGCCCGCAAACAGAGCGCGAGCGAAGGGCCCGCAAACAGAGCGCGAGCGAAGGGCCCGCAAACAGAGCGCGAGCGAAGGGCCCGCAAACAGAGCGCGAGCGAAGGGCCCGCAAACAGAGCGCGAGCGAAGGGCCCGCAAACAGAGCGCGAGCGAAGGGCCCGCAAACAGAGCGCGAGCGAAGGGCCCGCAAACAGAGCGCGAGCGAAGGGCCCGCAAACAGAGCGCGAGCGAAGGGCCCGCAAACAGAGCGCGAGCGAAGGGCCCGCAAACAGAGCGCGAGCGAAGGGCCCGCAAACAGAGCGCGAGCGAAGGGCCCGCAAUGAUCGAGAGCGCGAGCGAAGGGCCCGCAAACAGAGCGCGAGCGAAGGGCCGGCAAACAGAGCGCGAGCGAAGGGCCCGCAAACAGAGCGCGAGCGAAGGGCCCGCAAACAGAGCGCGAGCGAAGGGCCCGCAAACAGCGCGCGAGCGAAGGGCCCGCAAACAGAGCGCGAGCGAAGGGCCUGCAAUGAUCGAGAGCGCGAGCGAAGGGUCCGCAAUGAUCGAGAGCGCGAACGAAGAGCCCGCAAUGAUCGAGAGCGCGAACGAAGAGCCCGCAAUGAUCGAGAGCGCGAACGAAGAGCCCGCAAUGAUCGAGAGCGCGAACGAAGAGCCCGCAAACAGCGCGAGCGAAGGGCCCGCAAUGAUCGAGAGCGCGAACGAAGAGCCCGCAAUGAUCGAGAGCACUAG